CUCGCCGGCCGGGGUCUGAGGAGCCGAGCGGCCCCUCCUCGGCGGCGUCCGCUCUCCCUCGGCUCCCGCCCGCCUCCCGGCUCCGACCCUCCGGAGCCCGCGUUCGUUUCCCGCGCGGCCGUCGUGAGGCGUGUGCCCGCGUUCCCGCGUGGGUCCCGGCGAUGUCGGCGUGGGGCUCAUCGCCCGCGGUCCUGGGUCUCGCGUCCCGCCCGCUCCGCCUCCUCCUCCUGUUUCAGCUGGUCGCGGGGCGCUGGGGCCCGGCCGGCGCGGGGGGCGGCGCGCCUGGAGGGUUAGCUGAACCAUCCUUUGUUGCAAAACAUGAAGAUAGUUUGUUAAAGGAUUUAUUUCAAGACUACGAAAGAUGGGUUCGUCCUGUGGAACACCUGAAUGACAAAAUAAAAAUAAAGUUUGGCCUGGCAAUAUCUCAAUUAGUGGAUGUGGAUGAGAAAAAUCAGUUAAUGACAACGAAUGUCUGGUUGAAACAGGAGUGGAUAGACGUAAAGUUAAGCUGGAGCCCUGGCGACUAUGGCGGAAUAAAAGUUAUACGCGUCCCUUCAGACUCUCUCUGGACCCCAGACAUUGUUUUGUUUGAUAAUGCAGAUGGACGUUUUGAAGGGGCCAGCACGAAAGCGGUCAUCAGGUAUGAUGGCACUGUCACCUGGACUCCACCGGCAAACUACAAAAGUUCUUGCACCAUAGAUGUCACGUUUUUCCCAUUCGAUCUCCAAAACUGCUCCAUGAAAUUUGGUUCUUGGACUUACGAUGGAUCACAGGUUGAUAUAAUUUUAGAGGACCAAGACGUGGACAAGAGAGAUUUUUUUGACAAUGGAGAAUGGGAGAUUGUGAGUGCAACGGGAAGCAAAGGAAACAGAACGGAUGGCUCCUGCUGGUACCCUUAUGUCACCUACUCAUUUGUAAUUAAGCGUCUGCCUCUCUUUUACACCUUGUUCCUUAUUAUACCCUGUAUCGGGCUCUCGUUUUUAACCGUGCUUGUCUUCUAUCUCCCCUCAAACGAAGGUGAGAAGCUCAGUCUCUGCACGUCAGUCCUGGUCUCUCUGACUGUCUUCCUUCUGGUUAUUGAAGAGAUCAUACCCUCGUCUUCCAAAGUAAUACCUCUGAUUGGAGAGUAUCUGGUGUUCACCAUGAUUUUUGUGACGCUGUCAAUCAUGGUGACCGUCUUCGCUAUCAAUAUCCAUCAUCGUUCUUCCUCAACACACGAUGCAAUGGCACCUUGGGUCCGCAAGGUAUUUCUCCACAAGCUUCCCAAACUGCUGUGCAUGAGGAGUCACGUAGACAGGUACUUCGCUCAGAAAGAGGAAACUGAGGGCGGUAGUAGACCAGAGUCUUCUAGAAACACAUUGGAAGCUGCGCUUGAUUCCAUCCGCUACAUUACAAGACACGUCAUGAAGGAGAAUGACGUCCGUGAGGUGGUUGAAGAUUGGAAAUUCAUAGCACAGACUGCCCUGAGAACAUUUUACCUGCAUGACUGAAGUGAUAGCUGACUGAGCCUUUGAGCUAAAAAUAGCAGCAAAAUGUUAUCUGAACUGUACUAGUGAAAACCUAAUGUUGGUGUCCUGGCAAACAGUACCAAUUCGUAAUCAACGUGAAGCUCAUCUUUUGAUUGUAUUGGAAAGUUCCUGUUGUAUUUGAAGACUGAUUUCAGAACUUUUUCUGCAUUUGGUAAAGGUACACAUUUUAAAUUUCUUUCUUUCUGUCCUGUAUCCACGGAGUAACAGCUAAUCUCUAGCAUAAUAUUAUACUGCUAUGUUAAAUAAGCUAACUCCUUGGUAUGAUAAUUUAAUGUGAUGCUGCUUUUCUAUAACCAACAUUGUAAAAAAUGAAAAAUGGGAAUUCCUUUAAAGCUUACUUUAUUUCUUAGAUGCUUAAACUGAACAAUUAUUGUAUUAACUGUUUUUGUAGCUUACCUUCAAUUGUAAAAUCACACAAUAGGUAACUUGUGGACAUGCACUAGUAUCUUCUUAACAUUAAUUUCAACCCCCUUAUCCACAUUUUCCACAAUUAACCAUCUCCUAUAUAAACCGUAGCAUUUCUGUACCCUUCAUCUUACAAGGCGUCCUCUACAACUAAGUGAAUCCCAUUUUAAAAACAUGUCCAUGGAUGCCACCAAAUCAUACUGUGAAAAACCAUCUUCCAAGAUUAAAGAUGGUUUCUAAUUAGGUGGAAGCUCAUUGUCACAUGGCUGUCACGUAUAGUUCCAUCUCCUUCUUUCCAGCAGUCACAGUACUGGAGCCAUAGAGUUGCAGGGCCUCUAGGUGUGGUGCAGUCUCACCGAUUACUGCUCAUUCAGGACCGUAGUGGCACGCGUCACAGGUAAACAAGUGAGAUUCCAUCUCUGAAUGCCCUGAUUCAGCUACGAUCAGGAAUAAAACACGGUUGAAGCUCUGCAUUUUAUCUGGAACUCUUAGCCCUUGAGAGAACAAAUGCCUUAUUUAUAGUAAGUAACCCAUCUAAGGUCAGGUCAACACUCUUUGGAAGGCAGAGGGGAUCCUGUCUCAUUUGUAUUUUAUUGUAGGUACAUGUUUAAUGUCAUUUAAUGAGUGAAAGUCUGGUUUGAUGAGUUUAAAUGCCUGUUAGAUCUCUUAGCACGUAUAUAUCCCUGAUUCUUCUUCUACCUCUGUUACUGUUACUUAAAAUUUCUAUAGGUGAGUAAAUUUUGUAGAAAUCUUCCUUUGACUUACCAAAACAUGAGUCACAGUUGGCUGCAA
Molecule: messenger RNA, 2726 nt
Organism: Felis catus (domestic cat)
Lineage: Eukaryota; Metazoa; Chordata; Mammalia; Carnivora; Felidae
Gene: CHRNA5
Product: cholinergic receptor nicotinic alpha 5 subunit
Exons: 7
Coding region: 162-1490 (442 amino acids)
Biological process (GO): nervous system process; monoatomic ion transmembrane transport; regulation of membrane potential
Cellular component (GO): synapse; postsynaptic membrane; neuron projection
Molecular function (GO): transmembrane signaling receptor activity; acetylcholine-gated monoatomic cation-selective channel activity
Source: RefSeq, a predicted model, not a curated record